AAUCUGCGUUACCCACUCCAGUCAGCAGGCGGCGAUGUGAGUAUUUCAGGUGAUGCUUCUUGAAUGACGUGUAAUCUAGUGGACGGGACAGGAGGCUUCUUCAACAGCGACAAAAGGCUUCUGAUCCGACCGAUGCGGUGGUUUGCUAGCGAACAUAAAACCGUAACACUUUAGACCAUUCUUGUGUAUAUUAAUGUCAGUGUUUGCUUGUUAAAUGAAAUUGGCUAAUUUGUUCAAUUGUUAACGUUACUGUACUAGGUUAAUCGCUAAUGCUAACUAUCUAGCUAGCUAACAUCCCGACCAUGAGCUCACUAAGAUACUCGGAGAAAGAAGCUCUAGGGCUGAACAUGAUCGUACAAGAAGAAGAGGAAGAAGCUUUAAGAUUAAAAAAGGAAGAAGAGGCUAUCACAUUAGAAGAAGAGGUGGAUAUUACAUUGAAAGAAGAGAAAGAACAUUUUGGGGUGAAAGACGAAGAGGAGAUAUGUUUCAGAAUCAAAAAGGAGGAAGAUGCCAUAACAUUGAAAGAAGAGGAAGAACCGUUUGGAGUAAAAGAGGAAGAGGAUGCUAUCUCAAUAAAAGAGGAAGACGUUUUGGGAGUGAAAGAGGAGGAGGAGACAGAAUAUCAGAUUAACACCAGAGAGAGACAUGACUAUUGUGGAUCCUCUGGGGAGCCUCAACAACAUCCUGAUGCUGACGAGGCAGAGAAGAGUCUCUCCAGAUCAGAACACCAGAUGGACAACGCUAGCCCUUCCUCCCUCCUGGAGUCCCCGUGUCAUGCCUCUCCCGGUAGCACCUUACUGCUGGGUAUGAAGAGGUUGUCUGUGCUGCUGGUGGACUGCAGGAAAACAACGGGGCUGAAUGGAACUGUGAGAGGAGGAGAAGAGAAGAAAGGAUCAGAUUUGACUUAUCAAAAAGAGAGACCCGACUCAGAGGAACCAGACACGUCUGAACCAGCGAGACGACACCACUGUUCACAGUGUGGAAAGAGUUAUACCCGUUUAUGGAGCCUGAAGAACCAUAAGAGAACACAUGCAGAGAAGAAGUCUUACAACUGUUCCCAGUGUGGAAAGAGUUUUAACCAUUUAGGGAAUCUUAAAAACCACAAGAGAACACAUGCAGAGAAGAAGUCUUACAACUGCUCUCAGUGUGCAAAGAGUUUUACUCAUUUAUGUAACCUAAAAUCGCAUGAGAGACGACACACAGGAGAUAAGCCUUACCAAUGCUCUCAGUGUGGUAAGCGAUUUAUUGAGUCAACAGAACUGAAAGUUCAUAAGAGAAUACACACAGGGGAAAAACCAUUCCAAUGCGCUCAGUGUGUAAAGACAUUUUCCCGACCAGGGGACCUGAAAUCACAUGAGAGAAUACACACAGGGGAAAAGCCUUACCACUGUUCCCAUUGUGAAAAGAGUUUCAGCUGGUCAGGAACACUGAAAGAGCAUGAGAGAAUGCACACAGGAGAAAAGCCAUUCCAAUGCGCUCAGUGUGGAAAGGGUUUUGGCCAGUUACGGUACCUGAAAACGCACGAGAUGAUUCACACAGGAGAGAAGCCUUUCCAGUGCUCUCAGUGUGGAAAGAGUUUUAUCCUGUUAGUAAACCUGAAAUCACAUGAGAGAAUACACACAGGGGAAAAGCCAUACCAUUGUUCCCAUUGUGAAAAGAGUUUCAGCUGGUCAGGGACACUGAAAGAGCAUGAGAGAAUACACACAGGAGAAAAGCCAUUCCAAUGCUCUCAAUGUGGAAAGGGUUUUACCCAGUCAGGGAGCCUGAAAACGCAUGAGAGAAUGCACACAGGAGAAAAGCCUUUCCAUUGCUCCCAAUGUGGAAAGAGUUUUACCCAAUUAAGGAGCCUGAAAAGUCAUGUGGUGACACACAAAGGAGGGUAGCCACACCUCUGUUCCCUGUGUGGAAAGAGUUUUACCCAAUUAAGGGUCCUGAAAGAGCAUAAAAUAAUACAUACACUCUUCAUGUCACUCAUUUUCAGAGGACCUGAAGUCACAUGAGAGAAAGAGGCUGUGUUCUGACUGAGAAUGUGAUUUUGUCAUGAAAUCUAAUUGUAUAUUAAAUCAUACUCACAA
Messenger RNA from Salmo salar (Atlantic salmon), 2075 nucleotides. RefSeq lists its product as uncharacterized. Gene Ontology annotation, cellular component: nucleus. NCBI's taxonomy places the organism in Eukaryota, Metazoa, Chordata, Actinopteri, Salmoniformes, Salmonidae. Gene Ontology annotation, molecular function: DNA-binding transcription factor activity, RNA polymerase II-specific. The record is from RefSeq and is a predicted model, not a curated record. Gene Ontology annotation, biological process: regulation of transcription by RNA polymerase II.